AUGGGGCGCACCGGGGAGCCCCUGAGCCCGCUGUACCGCUGGUACAUCUACGCCAUCCACGGCUACCUCUGCGAGGUGCUCUUCACGGCCCUCUGCGCCUUCCUCGCGCACCGGGACUGGAGGUUCCAGGGCGUCUCCAGCGUCUGGGCGCUCUUCAUCUACGGCACCUGCAGCCUGGCCCUGGAGCGGCUCUACGUGCGGCUGGGAGCCUCCUGCGGCCUCCUGACCCGCGGCGUCCUCUACACCCUCUGCAUCUACCUCUGGGAGUUCUCCACGGGCUUCGUGCUGCGCCGCUUCGGCGCCUGUCCCUGGGACUACAGCCACUUCCCCUACAACUUCAUGGGGCUUGUCACCCUGGAGUACUGCCUCUUCUGGUUCUUCGGCUCCCUCCUCCUGGAGAAGGUGGUCAUCAGCAACGCCCUCCGGCUCAGGCUGGAUGCAACCUGGGAGGCACCCACAGCGCGCCCCGGCCCCGGCGCCAAGCGGAAGCAGAACUGA
Messenger RNA from Varanus komodoensis (Komodo dragon), 498 nucleotides. RefSeq names its product transmembrane protein 229B-like. The coding region runs from base 1 to 498 and encodes 165 amino acids. The record is from RefSeq and is a predicted model, not a curated record. The transcript has a single exon. NCBI's taxonomy places the organism in Eukaryota, Metazoa, Chordata, Lepidosauria, Squamata, Varanidae.